AUGGGAAGGAGCGCCUCCCCGCCGGGGUUGAGCCCCGGGAGCCCCGCGGCGAGCCCCGGCCCCGCCGGUCGCUCCGACACCCCCUCGCCGCGGGGGCCCCCGGCCGCCGCCCCCCUCGCCCCGGCCGGCUUCGUCCCUAAGCCCGGUUUGCUGCAUCUCCCCGGCCCCGGGCUCGGCGCCCUGCCGGCCCUCUACCCGCCCGCCGUGUACCCGCUCCCGGCCCUGGGGGGCCAGCACCCCGCUUUCGCCUACACCGGCAUCCCCCACCUGCCGCCGCCCGGCGCGGAGCACCUGAAGGCAGCCGUGGCCGGCUCCUUCCCGCUGGAGCACUGGAUCCGAGCCGGGAUGCUGGUGCCGAGGCUCUCCGACUUCCACGCCGCCCCGCAGUCCGGCUUGAUGGGGAAGUGCCGCCGGCCCCGCACAGCCUUCACCAGCCAGCAGCUCCUGGAGCUGGAGAACCAGUUCAAGCUCAACAAGUACCUCUCCAGACCCAAGCGCUUUGAGGUGGCCACAUCACUGAUGCUCACCGAGACGCAGGUGAAGAUCUGGUUCCAGAACCGCCGCAUGAAGUGGAAGCGGAGCCGCAAAGCCAAGGAGCAAGGGGCUCAAGUGGAGGCCGAGAAGCAACGAGGGCUCGGCAAAGCCUGUGAGAAGCUGCUGCCCGGCGAGGCCCAGGGACAAGCUGCCGAAAGCCCCGAGUUCAUGGGGCACGGCCCCGGCUCAGGCUUCCUGCACCGCAGCACUGCCGAGCUGGGCUACAGCCCGGACUCCUCCUGCUCGGGGGCUGAGGAGGAGGAAGAAGAGGAGGAGGAGGACGAGAUGGGCUCUACAGAGAGGAAGAUCGGCUCCGUGUUGUGAAAGGCAGAUGAAGCCGGCCGGGGAGAGGGGCUGGGCUGCAGCGUCGGGGGUCUCUUUGCUGGCAGACACAGACUGUGCCCAUGUGGAGCAAGGGGGGGCUGCAGGGCACCUGCCCCCCCUUUAACUUAUGUGUGUUUGGAUCCUAUUUAAAUCGUAAUUAUUCUUCUGUGUGUAUCUGGGGGAGUCCCCACAUCCUUCCCCUAUAAAGCUGUU
Molecule: messenger RNA, 1071 nt
Organism: Calidris pugnax (ruff)
Lineage: Eukaryota; Metazoa; Chordata; Aves; Charadriiformes; Scolopacidae
Product: motor neuron and pancreas homeobox protein 1-like
Exons: 3
Coding region: 1-858 (285 amino acids)
Biological process (GO): neuron projection morphogenesis; spinal cord motor neuron cell fate specification; endocrine pancreas development
Cellular component (GO): nucleus
Molecular function (GO): DNA-binding transcription factor activity, RNA polymerase II-specific; sequence-specific double-stranded DNA binding
Source: RefSeq, a predicted model, not a curated record